Messenger RNA from Paramuricea clavata, 1230 nucleotides. The record is from the annotation of a GenBank genome assembly. Lineage: Eukaryota; Metazoa; Cnidaria; Anthozoa; Malacalcyonacea; Plexauridae.
AUGAUGGUGAAUGCUACAACCACAAGCAAACCAGAAGAGGCAGAGCGUUUGCCUUACUGGUCACAUGUACUGGCACUUCUUCUCUACAUAUUUCUUUUCCUAUUGGCAGUAUUUGGAAACGCUCUCGCUUUAUGGAUUCUUCGUACGAAACCCGAACUUCGCACGCUGACACACGCUUUCUUCACUAAUCUUGUUAUUGCCGAUCUACUGUUGGCGUUAUUAACCCCGUUCGAAGCAGUGGCUACCUUCUCAGCCGUUUAUGUGUUUGGUGAUUACGGCUGUAAAAUCCAGCGAACGUCGCUAUAUUUUUUCUAUGCUGCUUCCAUAUUGACUUUAUCGGCGAUAAGUCUCGAGAGAUAUGUAGCAAUAUGCUAUCCUAUGAAAUACGAUGAUUUUAAAAAACGUAAAACUCGAAUUAUUGUGUUUAUAUGGUUAGCAUCAGCAUUCAUUGUCAUUCCACAUAUAUAUCUAAGCGAGGAGCGACCUUUGAACGGCGAUACGGUAUGUUUUCAAUUCCAUACCACCCAUCAAACUCGCGUACCAUUCUUCUGGGGUUACUCUGUCCCUUGUUUCGUGCUACUGUACCUUUUACCAUUAAUAUUGGUCAGUUUCACUUAUUGGAAAGCUGCUAGGAAAUUAAUGGAGCUGGAAAAUCGGCUAGAAGUCACCUCGACAGUCGAUAUAUCAAUGACAGUUCGAAUGAGACACGAAGUGCUGCGAAUGUUGUUUGUUGUUAUAGUAUUCUUUGUACUUCAAUGGACGCCGUUUGAAAUUGUUGAGAUAUUAGACUCGGCACCCGGGGUAAUCGACGAUGUGAACCCCAUAAGUUCACAUCGAGUUGCAGUCAAUAUGCUUGCUUUCUCAAAUGCUGUAUGUAAUCCGAUCUUAUUUGGUUUUAUGUCAAAACCAUUCCGUGAAGGUUUCAAAGAAGCUGGAUUGAAGAUAAUGAAGUUUAUAUGCUGUGCAACUACCCCUCUGUGUUCGUGUUGGGAUAACGUACCGUUUGAGAGAUGUUGUAGUUUUGGUUUUCAAGACAGAAAAGAAAGUACUGCAGACCUUUCUUUGGCAGCUCCUAAUACAAGCACAGUGGAAAUUGACUGGGAGUCUAGUUUCGGUAGGCUAAGCAAUCCUGUAUCGAUUGUCGAAAGUGAGUUAGCAGACAGCGAGUUGACAGAGCGAUCAGAAUCUGAUAUGCCUGACAGCGUCGAGCCUCGGGAUCAUACGUUUUGA